AAAAACGACACAACAAUAGCAACGGCAGCACCAGCGGCUACACGCUGCUGAGGUGCAAAAAAUAUUCAGUUUGUUUUGCUACAUCCAUCCAUACAGACGCGAAGCACGGUGCGCUUGCGCAGAAAUCGAUCAAGAGUACAAUUUUGUGAACACAAAGUCGUAAAGUGGUUCUUACAGCGCUACGCAGUAUAACGGUAUAAAUAAUUGUUGCAUAAGCAGAAAUAGAAAAGACUAAGAUUACCUAACCGCUUAGCAUAAUAACAAUCAAUCAGUCAAUCAGUUACGCUGUUUAUAUUGUCUACACAUAAAAUAUGGCUAAACUCUUGCAUCAGUUUGUUGUGGUUCUGCUUCUCAGCCUGAGCGCCGUCUCUUUGGUGUGGGGACGUGCGACUAAAACAAAGGCGACAGCAGCACCGCCGGCAGAUAAUAGCAAACAAUUGUUUGUCUUCGGCAGCGGCAAGGAGACGAGUCCGCCAAAUUUUAUACGCCUGGUCGUCAUGCGGCUCAUUUACGGACUCGCCUCGACAAUGGGUCUAGAGGAGCGACUGGAAGAUGCCUUCAAUGGCGCUUUUGUGCCGCCCAAUGCCGAUGGUGGUGGCCUCUUUAGUUUCGGCGGUUACGAUGACGAUGAUGAUGGUGGCGACUUUGGUGCGCUCUUCGAUGAUAUCUAAAGCGGCGCCGGGCCAACAAAGUAAAGGUGCCGUGUGCCCUGUAUGCCGUGUAAUAAUUAUUACAUUCAAUUAUAAUUUAUAUAACUUUCGAAUCGACUUUCAUUGGCGUAUAUACACACAUAUUUACACUAGCGCGUGCGUGUGUGUAUGUAGGUCAAAAUGUGUACGAAAAGAAAGAUAGAGUGACCAAAAAUAUAAAAUUAAAUUAUUUUAAUUUAAUUUAAAUUAUUUAUUUUAUGUAAGUGUAGUUGUUAAAUGAAUAGUCUUUAAGUAAACAAAAUGUUGGACAUUUUUUUCGCACACUAGUGUGAAAAAAUUCUAAUUAUGUCAUUUGAUAAAAACGGAAACGCUGAAAAAGUGUUACGAAAGUGGCAAAAAAACCAAUAAAAAUACAUACAAACAUAUUAUUGAACCAAACGUGUUAUUCAUUCUGCAAAGUCAAAUAUUGAAAAACU
Bactrocera dorsalis (oriental fruit fly) is the source of this 1126-nucleotide messenger RNA. RefSeq lists its product as uncharacterized. The record is from RefSeq and is a predicted model, not a curated record. Bases 312 to 671 code for a protein of 119 amino acids. The transcript has a single exon. Lineage: Eukaryota; Metazoa; Arthropoda; Insecta; Diptera; Tephritidae.